Messenger RNA from Penicillium angulare, 1248 nucleotides. RefSeq names its product lysophospholipid acyltransferase family protein. Gene Ontology annotation, cellular component: endomembrane system. NCBI's taxonomy places the organism in Eukaryota, Fungi, Ascomycota, Eurotiomycetes, Eurotiales, Aspergillaceae. The transcript is spliced from 2 exons. The coding region runs from base 1 to 1248 and encodes 415 amino acids. The record is from RefSeq and is a predicted model, not a curated record. Gene Ontology annotation, molecular function: acyltransferase activity.
AUGAGCUCAGCCGAGGUUCGCCAGCGCAAGCCUCCCACUACCACAGAAGCGACCGAGCUUCUUCAAGAACAAUCCACCAAACCUCCGACCGAUCCACGUCUCAAACAUGGAAUUGCUAUGCAACUGUUCAGGUCACUGUUACUGGCGACCUGGCUCGAUGGCUGCUGUAUCAUCCUCUUUGUGACUCAACUUGUCGGCUGUCCAUUGUACAUCAUCAAUAAAGAAUGGUACUACAUGUAUAUGGCAUAUACAAAACAAAGCUUCGGUCUGGUGAUCACAGCUCUCACAGAAUGGGGAAGCCCGACCUUGUUCAGAGUUAGCGGAGAUCAAAGUGUACGAGGCCAGCUUCAUUUAUCGGAAGAUGGUCUGCUGAAGGCCGAUUUUCCAGAGCGUCUGGUCCUCAUUGCCAACCACCAGAUCUACACCGACUGGAUCUAUCUGUGGUGGUUUGCCUACACGAAUGUGAUGCACGGUCGAAUUUUCAUCAUUCUCAAAGACUCGCUGAAGUGGAUCCCCAUCGUGGGACAGGGAAUGAUGUUCUUUGGGUUCAUCUUUCUUGCUCGAAAGUGGACGUCCGACAAGGCUCGUAUUGAAUACCGUUUGCAGAAAUUGAAGACGAAGUAUAUGGCUAGGUCGAAUGGGUCGACUUAUGAUCCCAUGUGGCUGUUGAUUUUCCCCGAGGGAACUAACCUUUCUAUCAACACCAAGCGACGAAGUGAUGCCUUUGGUGAGAAGCAAGGCCUGCCGUCUUUCAAUCAUCAGAUUCUGCCUCGCUCGACUGGACUGUUUUUCUGCCUGCAACAGCUAAAGGGAACUGUUGAUUGGGUCUACGACAGCACCAUUGCCUAUGAAGGUCCACCUAAGGGUGUUUACCCGGACAAGUACUUUACUCUCCGAUCUACAUUGCUACAGGGACGACCACCAACAUCUGUCAAUAUGCACUGGCGGAGGUUUGCUGUAGCCGAUAUUCCACUGGAAAAUCAAACAGAAUUCGAAGAAUGGCUACGAGCUCGAUGGGCCGAGAAAGAUAAGCUCCUAGACCAGUAUUGGGAGACGGGUCGAUUCCCCUCUGACCUAGCCGGCUCGAUCGAGACCAAGAACGCCUCACCCGAACAGAAAGUGGCUGUUGAUGCUGGAUAUGUCGAAUCAUAUGUUCGAUUGCAUCAUUGGGUCGAACUUGGUCAGAUAUUUGCUGUGCUGGUUGGCUUGGCGUUGCUGUGCAAGUUUAUAGGCAGUUGGUUUCACUGA